This is a messenger RNA of Anguilla anguilla (European eel), 1295 nucleotides long. RefSeq lists its product as uncharacterized. Bases 288 to 1067 code for a protein of 259 amino acids. The transcript has 6 exons. The record is from RefSeq and is a predicted model, not a curated record. Lineage: Eukaryota; Metazoa; Chordata; Actinopteri; Anguilliformes; Anguillidae.
UUAUUUUAUUUUUUUAGCAGGCUGCAAAUUUAUUUGUAAACCGGUACUUAACCAGGGCCGGAUUUAACCUGUUAUAUUAGGGUGGGCUGGUAGAAAUAACAGGUGUGUGGAGUUUGCAGAGAAAAACGACUGGCUUGGUUUUCAAGUGUGCAAAAACAACUUUAAUCGAGCAGAUCGCUCUGGAAAACAUGCAAUCAGACUGCCACGUCAGGAAGCUCUCCUCUCCCUCGCUAAACCCCCGGCUUAUCUCUACCUCCCGGCUGACGCGUCACCUGUCAGGUGCAUGAAUGGAAUUGCUUGUGAGGCGCUGGCAUCUCGCCCCGGUGCUGGCACUGCUGCUGGUGCUGGUGCAAUGGGCGUGGCCAUGCGUCUGUUUGACGGUUGAAUUUCCAAGCAAGCGGCCGCUCAGCGUGGCAUUGAGCCGGACCCUGGUUCUGAGGGCGACGAUCAAAAAGACACCAGAGGAGAGGGUGCUGGAUCCAGAGUGGAGCAUGGUGGAAGGUCAGACUGGGUCAAAGUUCAGAGUUUACCCCCCCGCCCGGAAUGCCCGUGUGUCCGUCGAACAGGACGGACUAACACUGAGGGUGCUUAAUCUCACCAAGGAGGACUUCGGAAAUUACACCAUAACCGUCACGGACGACGCUGGACGUCAGGCGUCCGCCCAUCGAAUCGUGACAGAGAGCGAAGUCGCACCCAGAGUGUCAAUCCCUCUUCUCUGUGAGGUAUCCCAUGAUUCUGAGCAGUGGGACAUUCCCAAGUUUGUGUGGCUGGCGGACGGGGUUGAAGUGCCAAGCUCGGCCCAAAAUCUCUCGGCCGACGGCAGUAAGCUGUAUCCAUUUGAGACCUGCGUGCGCAAUUACACGUGCACCGUAAGCAGCAGUUUGGGGACCAGCUCAAACCACUUCUACAACACAAGCUGUGAUACAAAUCCGGACAAACCGGAGACCGGAGGCCAUGAUUGUACCACACCGUGGGUGCUGUUUUCUUUUGCCAUCCUGGUAUCAGUCGCUGUGUGCUUUUACUGCAUUUGGAGAGAACGGAAACGCAGGAAUCCCAGAGGAGGAUGAUGCCUGACGACACUGGGCUUCGCUUGAAACUAUUCAGGAAUUCCAUCUGAUGUCUGAGUGGAUGUCUGAGCAGAUGUCUGACUAGAGCUCUCGGUUUCUGUUGCGGACUUCUCUUCACGGACACCAUUCUUGCAGCAAUGUGUAGAGCUCACCAUUUACCGGGAGUUCAGCUUCCGUGUUUUUUGGGGGAAUACGUCUCCAGUUUUGUUCUGAUUCUCUGUUUUUUUU